AUGCAACGCAACUACCAGCGAAUGCGAGAGACCCUUUUCGAUCUUUACACGGAACGUGAUGCACUGCCAUGGUACUUUCGAACCAUUGCCAUCGCUGCCUCAUGGCUCGCUCUAGGCGGAUACAUUGUAUUCUCACUCGUCUUCACGUCUGCCGAAGAUAAUAUUAAAGUGUCACGCGCCUUUCUGACAGCUCUCGCCUCAGUGCUCCUCCUACUCGGCUAUAGUGCCAUCACGGCCGUCGCAUAUUUCAGUCGCAGCCUACUCUUUCUUUUCGACGCCGUUUUACUCCCGAUAUUGACCUCUUCUUUUAUGGGUGUCUUUGUCACGGUCAUGAACCAUGCUCUUCACAAGCAUUUCCCUAUUCCGACCCAGGUGUACAUCUACGUGCCGCUGAUCAUUGCGUGUGCUACAACGAUUGGGUCUGGAAUCCUCAGUUAUAUUACAUACAGAAGGAUAAGCAAAAUUAAGGAGUUGGACAAGCAGAGGAGGCAACAUGUUCCAAGAUGGGAUAGAAGUUCCUACGUCAGCUACGGUGACGCUGCCUCCACGGCAGAAUUAAUACCUAUGACACACUGGACCGCGAAUAACAUACCUGAAGAUGAGGCACAGCGUCGACAGCUCCUACGACUGUUACUCACUCGAGAUCCGGCAGAGUCACCCAACCCCCGACACUCUCAGAGCACUUACCACAUCACCUUGCCCGGCGAAGAUGCGGCCGCUGAUGGAUUGGAAGUGGUCCAGCCUGGCACUCGACCCCGUAGCGGCAGUCUCCCCACCAGCAGCAGCAAAUGGCAGGUAUUGAACAAGCUGUCUAGGGAGCGAAGCCCUACCGCUGAGAGCAGCACCUCGAGGGAUGUCCGAGAGCGGCGACGAGAAGAGAUUGAGAGAUCUUCAAUCCUGCUGACACCGGGAACCGAUCUGGGGACGUGGCCCCACACUCCAGGGUCCUCGCAGUCUCAAACAUUUUCUUAUUCUCCGAAUCCGGUCUGGAAUGGUUCGACGAGGUAUGCAUAG
Messenger RNA from Fonsecaea nubica, 1014 nucleotides. RefSeq lists its product as hypothetical. The record is from RefSeq and is a predicted model, not a curated record. The transcript has a single exon. The coding region runs from base 1 to 1014 and encodes 337 amino acids. Lineage: Eukaryota; Fungi; Ascomycota; Eurotiomycetes; Chaetothyriales; Herpotrichiellaceae.